This is a messenger RNA of Durusdinium trenchii, 1593 nucleotides long. Lineage: Eukaryota; Dinophyceae; Suessiales; Symbiodiniaceae. The record is from the annotation of a GenBank genome assembly.
GGCAUCACCUCCACUUCUGUGGGCACCAGCUGCGGCUUCCGCGCGAUGAGUGGCACCUCCCAGAGCUGUGGCCUGGCGGCGGGCGCUGCUGCACUGGUACGCGAAUAUCUCACAGACUGGGGAGAUCGGUCUGAAGCGCGCCUCAGUGAGACGUGGGCCUCCACGAUCAAGGCCAUGCUGGUGACGGCCGCAGAACUGGACCCGAGAUCGAUCUCCUCCUCUUCAUCGGUGCGUUUGCCAGAUGUGGGAUUUGGGCUUCCCACCUUGCACUCAUUGCUUCCGAUCCCAGCAGGGCCUGGCCUGGUGGUGAUUCAAUCUUGGGCGGGCAGUGAUCAAGCCCAACGCUUUUGCUUGGAGAUGAGACCGGGUGUUGGCGCAGGCUCUUUGGCCAUCACCCUGGCCUGGACAGAUCCUCCCUCCGAUGACGGUCGUUUGGUUCACGACUUGGAUCUGAAGGUCACCUGCGAUGUGUCGAGCUGGGCGGACAGAUGGGGCAACGGUGCAGCUAGCCCUGACACAACCAACAACAUAGAGAAGGUCUCAUUGGUGGGCUACGACAGCUUUACUUCUGGGCUUUGCAUGGCCACAGUCCUUGCGAAUUCAGUGCCCGCGCGGACGCCCCAGCCAUUUUCACUAGUUGCUUCCGGACCGUUUGCUUUGUCCGAGUGCGCAGCAGUGGUGCGCGCACCCAGCUGUGUGCAUGGAACGGCUGAAAAACAGUCGUCAAAAUGGACUUGCCGCUGCUUUCCGCCGUAUCUUGGACCUUUCUGUGACCAGGAGGCCACGGCACUCUCUGGAGACGGUGUGAGUGCAGAACUGCGAGCACGACAAUGGUCCUUCUUCACGAGUUCGGUGAGCUGCCCCGGGAGCUACGAGUUAGUCAUUCAGCAAUCAGGGAGCUCGUUCCUCACCUUAAAGAGUGCCUUGUCAUGGGGUCACCUCCACAGCGUCCUGGAAAAGGAGCCUCUUUCUACACCCGGCGGCGCGAGCGGUGUGUCCUUCAGCACGGUGGAGAAUCAGGCCUCAGGGCUUAUGACUGUCCUGGUUCAAGUGGAGGAAAGUGCGCUGAGCAGUGCACGGUCGGUGUUCCUGGGCCUUGCGCCUGAAGAUCGAAGUGGGAGGAGCAGUGCUUUAAUACGCUGGUUGCCAGCACAGGGGACGACGUGCGGCGAUAGCACGCCUGGCAUUGAGGGAGCAGAUUCUGGGCAGAUUGUGCUCAUAAUUUGCAUGGUAGUCUUGCUAGUGGCUGGUGUGAUUGCAGCCGCGGUAAUGAUUAAAUUCUAUUGUGGCAGUUCGAAGGUCUGGCCACAGGACACUGGAGAUGUGGAGAAAGCAGAAGACCACCACAUCUCCACACAACAGUGGCAGCUCCAGUCCUAAGGAUUUGGCAGUGUGCCCGGCGAAAAUGGGUGUCAAGAGCGCAUUGAGGUUGGCAGGUUAACGAAUCAUUCUCACCGGCGAAUCCUCGCCCAGUCACGACCCAGCAUGCACCGACCCUACUUUCGUCUCCUGCUUUCGUGACAAUGCUCUGUACCGACCCCGAACUCCAACUACUGAAGAGGAGAGUGGAUCUUCGAACGACUCCGGAUCAGG